GUUUCUUAUUUACUAAUUAAAUAUUACGAUGGAGGCUGUUCCUCGUUUGCCGAUGCUUAGUUGCGAUCUUAAAAUAAGUCCUAGUAAUACUGAAUUUGGAUCUGCUUUAAAAAAGUAUAUUAGAGACUACUAUCAUGAAGACCCUGAAUCAUAUGCUAAAGAGAUUAAAGAAUUUGAAACUCUCCGAUUGAAUGCCAUAAAAGCGCCUAUGGAUUUCACCGGAUGUAGUAUCCUGAAACGUUACUACUCACAGCUUCAUAAGUUGCAAAGUCGUUUUCCAAUGACUGAUGAUGGUGCUGCAUGCGUUCCUUUUAUGUGGACUGAUAUUUAUUCUGGAGUUGCUUACAACAUAACAGAUAUUGAAUAUGAAGAAGCUUGUAUUCUCUAUAACAUUGGGGCUUUGCAUUCUAAAUUAGGAACUAUGGAUUCCAGAUGUAAUCCUGAGGGAAUGAAAAUAGCAUGUACUCAUUUCCAGUGUGCUGCAUGGGCUUUUCAACAUCUACGUGACACUUAUCCUCAACCAAAGGGAAGCGACAUGUCACAUGAUCUUUUAACCUUUUUCAUAAAUAUUAUGUUGGCUCAAGCUCAGGAAUGCAUUCUUGAAAAAUCUAUGUUAGAUAGCCGUAAAUCAUCGAUUACUGCAAAAAUAGCUGCUCAAGUAGUUGACUAUUAUAAAUGUGCACUUGGCAUAAUGGUGUCAGGAAGCCCCAGUACAGAUACAGGCAGUAUUUUAGACAUUGUUGGUUCCAAAAUAUUUAAGAGCUGGAAAAAAUUUAUUGAAUUCAAAAUAGCCUACUAUUCUAGUAUUUCUCAUCUCUACAUGGGUAAUCAGGCUGAAGAAAAUGAAAAAUGGGGAGAACGUGUGUCUUGGUUUCAGUCUGCUUUUGAACAUUUGAGUGAAGCUUUUAAAAUUGCCAAGGGAAUAGACAGAGAUGACCUCAAUGAGCCUCUUACCUUCACAAUGGAUGUUAUUGGUGGAAAGCAUAAUUCAUCGAAAAAAGAAAAUGAAUUUGUUUAUCAUGAAAAAGUUCCAGCAAUUAGUAGUUUGCCGGAGUUAAAAGGUGCAUCACUUGUUAAAGGAAUACCAUUUAGUAUCACUGAUCCUGAUGUUUCAGGAGUUGAUAUAUUUGGCCGUUUAGUACCUAUGGAGGCUCAUGAAGCAUCUUCACUGUAUAGUGAAGAGAAAGCAAAAAUAUUGAGAUCUGUAUCCGAGAGAAUCAAGGGGAAAAAUGAAGAAUUAAUGGCUUACUUAUCAUCGCUUCAACUUGAAAGCUCAUCUUCUUUUGAUAAUGAAGAAAAAAUCCCUCAAGAAUUACUAGAAAAAUGUGCAGCUUUAAGUGUUCGACCUACAGCUAUAUCAGAUUUAUCAGAUUUAAUGGCAGAACUGUUGAAGGCAUCAAAAGAUGUUGAAACGGCUUUAAAAAACUCAUCUGUGAUAAUUUCAGAGGAAGAGCAAAAAGAAUUAAAGCAUCAAGAAACAUUUGGGAAACGAGGACCAUCAAUGCUGAUUGUUGAACUAAAAAAGGAAUGUUCAAAAUAUGAAGAAGCUCAUAAAAAAGCAGUAGAUUCUAAUAAUACUUUACAAGCUGCUGUUAACAUUCAUCUUGGGAAUUUGACUAAACUUACAGCCUCGUUGGAAGAAUUAGCUGAAAGUUUGCCUUCUCUUGCAUCAAUCAAAACACCAGAAAAUGUUCAAAUUAUGGAACAGUUUAACCAUCUCAUUGCAAAAGUUGAUGAAAUGCAGAAACAACGACAAUAUUUAGAGCAACAACUGCGCAAUGCUUUAUUGGCAGAUGAUAUCACAAAGCGUCUUGUUACUAUGGAUAAAAAGGAAGAUCUCCAGCAUACUUUUGAUGAAGAACUGAAGAAACAUAAUGAAAUUUUAACAUAUUUGGAUCAAAAUCUUACUGCACAAGAUAAUAUAUUGUGUGCUCUGACAGAAGCAAAUGCUCAUUAUGCUGAUACCAGAAAAGCCAUUGCAGAGGUCAAACACAGGCGUAAUGACAUGGUGAAAUCCUUAAUUAGUUCAUUUGAUGCAUAUGAUGAUUUAGUAGCAAAAGCAAAAACAGGUCUUGAAUUUUACAAGAAACUACAAGAAAAUGUUUCUCGGCUUUUCACUCGUGUACGCAGUGUUACUAAAGUUCAGGAUGAAGAAAGGUCUCAAAUUACAGAGGCAGAGUUACGAAAAGGAUCCCGGGUGUCUACACUUCCAAAUAUGCCUCCAACAGAACAGCAUGUUCCCAAAUUAAAGGACUAUCUUCCUUACAUGACAAAUCGAGGAGUCCCACCAGGAGUUGCAUCUUUUAACAACUAUAUUCCUACAUCACAACCAGCAGCAGCAACUGGACAAUAUACUUCACAACCAAUUAGGCAAGCAACUCUCGGUGGUCCUGUAGCUCCUGAUCCAAAUAGGAAUUUCAAACCCGGAGAAAAUUUUCGGACCGAAGAAAAUAUUGAUACAACUUCUAUUGGAGUAAGGCCAGCUCCAGUUGGUUCUGAGCAGACUGCUGUUCCAGCAAUGUGUUCUGCAAGUUUCAAUGCAGCACAGUCUGUUAGAGUGGCUAAUUUCAGUAUUCCACCCCAACUUCCAGCUUCUGCCACUUCAGGGACACCCGUUGGUCAGGUAUUUGCUUCAAAUGUGGCAAAUCAAUACACAAAACCUCCAAAUCUUUCUAACAUCCCUGUGUCUCAAGUCAUGUCUGAUGCCACAUAUACACAUUCAAAAGAUUCUUAUAAUUCUGUUUUGCCAUUCUCAAGAAGUUCUGAUAGCAUUUUGUAUCAAGGAAAAAAUUACAUGGUUCCUCAACCUGCUAAUUUUGCUGCAGUACCAUUUUCAGGUGCACCUGUGAUGCCAAAUUCUUAUGGAAGUAUGCCUCAUUUCAAUGCAUAUUCUGCAACAACAUCGACUGGUUCACCUCAAAUUGGACAUGCCACCCCUUUCCCUAUGUCUAAUUCAACAACUUAUUUAAAUUCUUCCACUUCACCAGCUGCAAUUGCACCUAUGCAGUCUUAUAGCAAUUCCGCUGUUACUAACAUGCGGAAAGCUCCUCCUAUCCAAAGAGUGCCUAGUGGCACUACCUUUCCCGACAGUGUACCUACUAUGCAAUUUCCAGCUACAACUUCAGCUCAGUUGUUUGAUUCUAGAAAUCAUCAUUUUUAUUCUUCUCCCGGAAAUACAAAUGGUUAUCAACCUGCAGCUAUAUCAUCCGUAGUUCCUGCAUCUGUGCCUUCUUCAGCCAUGCCUACUUUCAACAGUGUUUCUUCUCCAUCAGCUACAAAUGCUCAGAUUCAACCAACUGUGCCAUUAUCUAUGCAACAGAAUCGAUUUCCUUCUAACUACAACAUGCCAAUUUCAUCUUAUGGACCUAAUAUUAAUUCAGGGUAUAAUUAUUAUGGGACACCUUAUCAAUCAAAUCAAAAUUAUCAAUCUUCUGGUAUUGCUAUCCAAGGAGCACAGACUAGUGUCACUCCAUCAAUUGAUACAAGAACAAGUGUACUAAAUUCUACAAAUCCUAGUGUGCCUGGAACUUUGAAUUAUCCUGUACCACAGCAACAAAAUGUGAAUGCAAAUUAUUAUACCAAUAUGUCAGAGAAAACACUGACAUCAUCAGCUCCAGUACCCUCCUUAUCUUGUCAGAAUUUUACUUCUUUCUCUCAAGCUAGUAAUAUCAAUUCACCGGUGAUACAACCUAGUAGUUUUCCAGCUUAUGGACCUACAGUUCCUCCUCAGUCUUAUCAAUAUGAUGGAAAGAAUACUACAACCACUUAUUCAUUCAAUUCAGCUGCAUAUAAUGUAUACAAUUCUCAGUCGAAUUGCAUACCAAAUAAUAACAUUGGAGCUGUGUCUCAUACUUCAGGCAUAGCUGGUAUUCAGCAAGUUUCUACUCAAUCUCCAGCUAUGAAUAUGCAAAGUGGUAGUACUGUGCAAUCAGGUGGUCAUCAUGCCGGCCAAGAGAAUUUUCAUAUCACUGGUGAAUCUAUAAGUCAACAGAAUUAUUCAACUGCUAAUUCUGUUUACAAUUCAAGUUUUCCAAUACCCAGUCAGCACCUUCCUGCUCCUAUGGAACCUAAGCUUGCCGUUCCAAGCCCGCCGUUACAGACAGAACAGGUUGGUAGUGUUCCAAAUCAAGCUAAUGAGCAAGUUCCCAUCAUUGACCAAAAACCUAAAGCUCCCCAAGAAGCAGUCGCAAAUGCUGUACGAGAUUUGAUUACACCUCCGCCAGAACCUGAAUCUGUUAAAAAUCAAUUUAAAGAAUCUGUUGAAGAAUCCACGCAAGUAUUGCAGCCUAAGGUCAUUGAUUUAACAAGCAUCACCUUGUUAAAAGAAAAAGAGCUUUCACAUCAAAUGAAAGAUCCUUUGGAUGACUCUUCUGUCAGAGCAAAAUUUGUAUCUGAAGUGGAAAAAUAUGAAAAAGUUGUUGACGGAUUAGUGAGAAAAUCCUUGAAUGGAACAACACCUCUUGAUCAGAAAUGGAAAGAAUUUAUUGAUGCUCAAGACAAGGUGUCUAGAAAAAUGUCAAUUUCUGUUGCUCGUUGUUGCCCUUUAAAGAAUCGUUUCCCCGAUGUCAUGCCAUAUGACUGCAAUAGAGUGAAACUAACUACUGCUAAAGAUGAUUACAUAAAUGCAUCAUAUUUAAAGGAUAUUUGUCCCAACAGCCCUAUAUUUAUAUUAACCCAAGCACCUCUUCCAAGUACAUUUAAUGAUUUUUGGCUUAUGGUUUGGGAGCAGCAAGUCGAGACUUUAGUGUGCCUUUUAUCUGAUCUAGAGCUAAAGAAUCAUGUAUAUUUCCCGAAAGAACGAGGACAAGUGCUGACUUAUGGAACCUAUGAAAUAUCACUUCAUAGUAAUAAAGAAAAAAAUGGUUUUAUAGAAAGAAUGAUUAAUAUUACCCAUAUAAAGAACCGAACAUCCAGGGUAGUUGUUCAUUUGCAAUUUUCAUUGUGGCCGGUGAGUGGUGUGCCUAGCUCUGCUGCUCCAUUUCUACAAUUUACAUCUGAUGUACUUAGCUAUUACAAGCAACAGCGAAAUCUCCUGAGACCAGUUGUUGUUCAUUGCAGUGCUGGAAUCGGUCGCAGUGGCUGCUUUUGUUUAGUUAUGUCCUUAGUUUCUGAGAUGAACAAUGGUCAUGGGCCUAGAGAUGUUGGUCAAGUGGCUUCUACUAUCAGUCAGCAAAGGAAAUUUCUUUUACAAGAUAAAGAUCAUUUGAAGUUUUGCUAUGAUACUGUUUUGUAUUAUGCCCAAGACUUAUUGAUGAGAAGAGGUAUUUUAACCACAAGAGCUACCUUUGAAGACAAGUUGCCAAGCUCAGGAACAACAAGUUCUCACGUUCGCCAUCCGUCAGAGGACUUCAUUUUAGGCACCGGUGGCUUAGCAAAAUUGCAGUCGGGAAUUGCAAAAAUGGGCAUUACUCCUGACCAAACAAACAGUGAUAGUACAUCAGUAGAUAAAGAAACCUUUCCCAAAAGCCCUGUAUCUUUAGGAAACGGGAAUGUUGCAGGAGAUUCUAGUUCUAUUGAUAAGCUGGAUGUAAAUGUAGACAAGCCUGCACCAGUUAAUGACACUGACUCUAAAAUUGAAUCCACACCUACUGAAGAAUCGAAAAGUAGAGAACUAUCCGGUGACAAGAAUGUACUACCGUCAAUAACUAGUCUUCUAGAUCCAUCAAAUUUCACUCUAGAAUCAACAACUUCUCCAGCUAAAAGAAAAAUAACUAAAGAAAAUUUCAUUAGCUCUAAAGGAAGUCUGUCUACUUCAAGUUCUGAUAGUGCAGAUCCUCUUAGCCAAUUAGAUCCUUUGUGGUCUUUAAAGAAAUAAUUUGCAUGAGUACUCAUGUUGCAAGUGUCUUAAUAUAUUUUGUUUCCAAGCUUACUCUUUGGAGAUAUAUCUUACGAAGUAAUUAUGAAGAGUUGUAUUUUGAUACUCUUUAUAUUUUGCAAAGCCUCAAAUGCUUAGUGUAAAAUACAGCAUCAUGCAUCUAUUUAAAAACUUUAGUUAAAUAUGAAUGUAAUUUUUAAUUAGGCAUUUUAAGUAUAACGUGAGAAAAUAAGUACUUUUCGCUUAAAAUGUUUAUGAAGUCAUUGCGCUAUUUUUUAGAAUAAUAUGCAAAUAUUUUUUACAUUUAUGACGAGUUUUAUAAUUGCGAUAUAAAUUUUUCAUUCUUAUAUCGUUUUUUUAAUCUUUUUUUUAAUAUUUCAGUUAUUGUAUAUUUAUAUGUUUUUCUCUGAAGAAUUCAAAAAGCUUUAUGACUGAAACAUUUCAAAAUAAACUUUGCAAUGUUCCAUUACUGUUCAUUUUUCUUUCUUUCCUUCUUCUUUUUUUGUUUUUAUUUCUUUUCCUUUCUUGUUUUUUUUAUUUCUUUUCCUUUUUUUUUCCUUCUUCAUAAGCCUUAAUAUUGAGCUAUACUUUUUUGUUGGUUAAUAAAUAUUUGUAGUUAAUUUAUAAAAUUUGUAGUUAAUUUGUUUCUUAAUAUUUGUUUUCUUAGUUUGCUAUAUUGUAAAUAAAUAUCAUGUUAUUUAUGGAGAUUUAGUUCUGACAGUUUGUUUCAAUGUUUUAGUGUUACUUUCAUGACACUCACAAUACGCGUUUCUAAGAAAUAGGCAGAUAAAUCCAUUUACUUAAAGUUAUUGAAAACAAGCUUUGAUAUAGAAAUUGCUGUUUUUGUAAAUCUUCCUACUCUUUGAAAUAUUCUGCCUUUGUGACUUUAUUACACAUAAACAUAUUAGAUGAUAUUUUCCUAAAAUUCUUGAUGCUAUUGAAUUUUGAUUUUCUAAGAUUAAAAUUUCCAUAAUAAAAUAAGCAUUCACCUAUACCAUUGCUUAUUUUGUUUAAAAAAAAACCAUCAAAGGAAUAUGUAAUUUUCAUAAAUUUUGUUUGCGUUUUGCCACCCUUAGUAUAACUAAAAUGUUUGGGUUCUUUUUGGAAUAAAAUUUUCAUCUAUUGAUUCAAAUAAAUAAAUAAAUAAAUAAUAAUAAUAAAAUUUCUAUAGUGAAAUAAUCCCCAUCCACCAACUUCUAAUGAGAUUGAGCAUUACAUUUGCGAAAUCUGUAGUUAGAUGUAAUUUGCUUUCAUAAUAUUUGAAACAAAAUUAGUUUUUUUCUCAAGAAAAUAUGCCAUACACUUGACUUUGAAGUAAACAUGGAAUGUAAUGAUUGAAUGAUUGUGUUUUGUGCAAUAAAGUUGAUAAUACAAUUAACAUAACAACAUUUUGUAAAAUUUCCUGUAGUUUCAUCUGAAAUGAUUUUUUGGUAAACUGUAGUGUUUGGUCUACUAUAGAUUUUGAUACUAACAAAAAUAUUUUGAAUAAAUAUUAAGUAUUGAUAUAAAUAAUUUUCCGUUUUAAUAUGG
Molecule: messenger RNA, 7345 nt
Organism: Uloborus diversus
Lineage: Eukaryota; Metazoa; Arthropoda; Arachnida; Araneae; Uloboridae
Gene: mop
Product: tyrosine-protein phosphatase non-receptor type 23-like
Exons: 26
Coding region: 29-5815 (1928 amino acids)
Biological process (GO): endocytic recycling; early endosome to late endosome transport; protein dephosphorylation
Cellular component (GO): endosome
Molecular function (GO): protein tyrosine phosphatase activity; protein binding
Source: RefSeq, a predicted model, not a curated record